Messenger RNA from Chlamydomonas reinhardtii, 1560 nucleotides. RefSeq lists its product as uncharacterized. The transcript has a single exon. Bases 214 to 732 code for a protein of 172 amino acids. Lineage: Eukaryota; Viridiplantae; Chlorophyta; Chlorophyceae; Chlamydomonadales; Chlamydomonadaceae. The record is from RefSeq and is a predicted model, not a curated record.
GACAUUGGCAGCUCGCACUAUUCAUAUUGAGGCACCAACCUUGCAGUGCACCUAGUUAUCGCCAUCAAUUGCACGAUGGCGACGUCUUCGGUAUGCCUUCUACAUAGCUCUUCACUCAUGUCACGACUAGCUAGCCACAGCGCUGCUGGGUGCUCUGGCGCAACCACACUCAUCAGCCAUCAAGGUGCUGCACUCUGGCAGCAGCUGCGAGGGAUGGCGGGCUUUACGAAAGCAACUAGUACCAAGGGUGCUGCCAUGAAGCGGAAUAAGGGCGCAGCGUCGGGGGGCGUGGACGAGGAGAACGCGCGCGUCAAGGCCAUGGUGGCCAUGCUCCAACCCCCCGCCCCGGCUGAGGCGACACCGCUCACCCCCGCGGAGCAGGCGGCCGCGCAGCAGCUGCAGCAGCAACGGGUGGCGGAGCACCAGGCAUGGGUGAAGGACAUGACCACAAAGUUCAAGCUGCAGCAGGCGGCGCUGCGGGCGCUGCCGGAGCGGUUGCGGGUCCUCGCGAUGCAGCCCGACCACACGCCCUACCCCCUCAACCGCAAAUUCUUGUUUGACUCGCCACCAGCGGCGUACCGGGACACACCAGCAGGCAAGACGGCCAGCGGCGCAUCAGCGGCGGCAGAGGCCAGCGCCGGGGCCGGCAAGGGCGCGGAAGCGGCGUCGGGCGGCGGAAAGCAGGCGGGCGGAAAACAGGGCGGCAGCAGGAAGCAGCAAGGCGGCAGGUAGCCUUCAUAACGCCGCGGUGAGGACUUGCAGAGUUUGUGGAGGCAUGGUCUCCCUCGGUUGACCAUCAUGGGGUUCGGCAUCGAGCGUGAGAUGAUCUGAUCCCGCCGAUGUAGCAAAAGUCAGUACAGGUUCGGCUCAGUGGCUUGCACGGAUUGCACUUCCUUUGUUCAGCUGCGGUGUGCAGUGGCAGCAAAGUGGCGGCAAGGUGGCGGCACGGCAGCUCGUAGCACGUGGUGUGUUGGUACAGACUACUGUGUGCAGCUCUGUUGAUACUGUACUUGCCGAAUGCGGUCGCGGAGGCGGUGUGCCUGUGGAUGGGGUGCCCGCGUCACUGCGCGUGGCAGCAUCGCACGCCGCAACUUAAGCAAGCACACAGUAUGCGAGUGCGGAGCACAAACGCUGCUGCGAAUGCAUGACUGCACCAUUACCGCUGUUGAAAGCAGUCUGACUACGGGCGGGGCGCGGAGGGUUGGUGCCACCGGCGGCCCUGACGCCGGUAUGGACGGCUGUAGGCUUGCGUGAUGGCCACGGGGCUGGUCGUGGUAGGCAUGCAAGGCUGCUCUAGGUGCUCGUGCAUUGCCAAGUUCAAUGGGUCGCUGUAAAGCGGGGCAGGAGUUGCUGAUCGCAGGGCGCGUAGGCGUUGCCAAACACGUAAUGGUGGACUACGCGCCGCGGCCUGCAUGUUCUGUGUCAGAGAGUGCAAAAGGAAGCAAACACGCAUGUGCUGUGUAAGUGUGUGGGUGAGUGAGCAGAUAGCUGUGGACGCGCUGGACCAGAGCCAAGAGGCAAGCAGCAUGCGGAAGAGGAAGAUUGGAACUUGCAAGAAAU